Molecule: messenger RNA, 1025 nt
Organism: Fopius arisanus
Lineage: Eukaryota; Metazoa; Arthropoda; Insecta; Hymenoptera; Braconidae
Exons: 3
Coding region: 329-862 (177 amino acids)
Biological process (GO): sleep; regulation of synaptic transmission, cholinergic; positive regulation of voltage-gated potassium channel activity
Source: RefSeq, a predicted model, not a curated record
AUGGUAGGGAUGACGUGGCAUGGCAAGUGGGAAAAAGACCUUGUCGCAAGCGCUAGUUAACAAGAAUCAGCUCUCAACUUGGGAACGAAUGUACUUCAAUACAAGGCUUGCAUAAUCUGUUACUGUACAGAUAUAGUAUUAAGUACUUGGAGAUUUUACAUAGCAGCUUGUAAUACAAAUAAUUAAAUCAGGUGGCCUAUUUUCUGAAAAUAUCGAUUUGCAAGCUUUGAGUGCAUAUAAUGGAUUCUAGUUAAGUGCUAUAUAUCAAUAAAAGUUCGACAUGAUUGAAAUUUAUGGCGUUCGUGAGUAAUGCUACGUUUUUCAAACCAUGAGAUACCUUUCUCACGGGGUAUAUCCAUUUUCAUGGGCUAUUUUAUUUUCAAUGUGUAUAGGAGAAAUAAGUUCCGAAGGAAUUUCGUGCUUCACAUGCACAGUAGCACCGGUAGCAGGCGCAAUUCAAGAAACUAGUCAGAUUUGCAGUCAGUUUGAUGGUAGCUCGAAUUAUCAAACUUACUGUUCGAAAUCAACCCUUUGUAUGAAACGAACUAUUCACCAUAGGCUCGGAAACGGAAGUAUAGUUCGAACAAGUGUGGAACGAGGUUGUGCGCUCCAGCUUGACGUUUUCCAUUCUUAUGAUUUCGCUGAGCGAGCAUGGCAUAGACAAGAUAAAAUAGUUCAGUCAGUAUACCAGGAAGGAUGUUUUGUAGGCGAAGAUAGAGGUUCACCAGGUGGUCCACCUGAAUACUGUUACUGUCAGUAUCCACUAUGUAAUCGUACAGAAACUCUCAAUGGACAAAAUUAUAUGAUAUAUAUAACUUGUUAUUUGCUGACCAUUUCUUCACUUAUAUUCGCAGUAAGUUGAUAACUCAGAAUGAUUCAGCCUCAAUGAUCGGCGUGAGUCACGAUAUAUCCAUUGUUACUAUUAAUUCACGCUGACACGGGAAUGAUUGACAGAGAAAAGCUAUGUGCAUCACUAAUGUAUAUAAUUUUGAUUUUUGUUUUUUUUCUUUCACUAAACUAGCGAA